Messenger RNA from Eurytemora carolleeae, 2020 nucleotides. RefSeq names its product neuroglobin. Bases 148 to 675 code for a protein of 175 amino acids. NCBI's taxonomy places the organism in Eukaryota, Metazoa, Arthropoda, Copepoda, Calanoida, Temoridae. The transcript has 11 exons. The record is from RefSeq and is a predicted model, not a curated record. Gene Ontology annotation, molecular function: oxygen binding; heme binding.
AAAAUGGUGAAACUAAAUCAAGCAUCAGAUACAUCAGGGAUAAAAGAGGACGAUUAGAGCCAUACAUCAAUACUAAGACUUAACACCAAGAGUACCAACAAAGCCUGACAUAAGAAAAUUGUCUGGAGAGAGGCUGAUGUAUCUGUGAUGGGCUGCAGUUUGUGUCCACAAAAGGCUCCUGAACCCGAAGAAGCGGAGGAGGAUAUUCCAAUAUUUGGUCUCAAAAAACGUCAAAGAUAUCUUCUCAGAAGCUCAUGGAGGGGAAUUAACAGGGAACUGAAGAAAACUGGAAAUCUUAUUCUUAACAAAUUACUAGCAGAAAAUCCAAGUCUGCUAAACCUAUUCCCAAAAUAUGAACACCUCAACACAGAAAGAGACCGAAAUAAUGAUGAAGCGUUUCAGGAAGAGGUUGAAAGAGCAAUGGACAGGCUAGACGAAGCAAUGGCAGAUAUUCAGGAAGAUCCGAAGAAAUUAGAAAAGUCAUUCACAGACAUCGGAAAAUCGCUGAAAUCAAUACAGGGAUUUUCCCCUCAAUAUUUACAGAUGUUGGAGGGAGCAUUUCUGGAUUCAAUACGGAGUAUUCUAGAGGAUAGAUAUACACCACAGAUGGAAACUAUCUACUCAAUACUAAUCAGUAAUAUUAUCAAGUACCUCUCUGAAGGAUUUUCAGCUUAACGGCGAUCUCCUUGAUUAAAGACCCUGAAUAUGCUGUAACCUUUGCAAACUAAACAGAGGGAGAAGAAAAUUUCUCUUCAUUCUCUCAAUCUUCGUGAUAAACAUUAUCUAUUCAGCCAAGAGAUCUUCAUGAUAAGCAUUAUCUCUGCCGCCUAGAAAUCUUCAUGAUAAGCAUGUAUCUUUGCUGCCUAGAGAUCUUCAUGAAGCAUUAUCUCUGGCGCCUAGAGACUUUCAUGAUAAGCAUAAUCUCUGCCGCCUAGAGAUCUUCAUGAUAUACAUAAUCUCUGCCGCCUAGAGAUCUUCAUGAUAUACAUAAUCUCUGCCGCCUAGAGAUCUUGAUGAUAAACAUGAUCUCUGCAGCCUAGAGAUCUUCAUGAUAAGCAUUAUCUCUGCCGCCUUUAGAUCUUAAUGAUAAGCAUUAUCUUUGCCGCUUAGAGAUCUUCAUGAUAAGCAUUAUCUCUGUUGCCUAGAGAUGUUCAUGAUAACCAUUAACACUUCCGCCUAGAGAUCUUCAUGAAGCAUUAUCUCUGCCGCCUAGAGAUCUUCAUGAUGAACAUUAUCUCUGCCGCCUAGAGAUCUUUAUGAUAAGCAAUAUCUCUGCCGCCUAGAGAUCUUCAUGGUAAACAUUAUCUCUGCCGCUUAGAGAUGUUAAUGAUAAGCAUUAACUCUGCCGCCUAGAGAUCUUCAUGACAAGAAAUAUCUAUGGCACCUAGAGACUUUCAUGAUAAGUAUUGUCUCUGCCCCCUAGAGAUUUUAAUGAUAAACAUUAUCUCAGCCGCCUAGAGAUUUUCUUGAUAAGUAUUGUCUCUGCCGCCUAGAGAUUUUAACGAUAAACAUUGUCUCUGCCGCCUAGAGAUCUUGGUGAUAAACAUAAUCUCUGUUGCAUAGAGAUGUUCAUGAUAAGCAUUAUCUCUGCCGCCUAGAGAUCUUGAUGAUAAACAUUAUCUUUGCCGACUAGAGAUCUUCAUGAUAUACAUUAUCUCUGCCGCCUAGAGAUCUUAAUGAUAAACAUUAUCUCUGCAGCCUAGAGAUGUUCAUGAUAAGCAUUAUCUCUGCCGCCUAGAGAUCUUCAUAAUAAGCAUUAUCUCUGCCGCCUAGAGAUCUUCAUGAUAAGCUUUAUCUUUGCCGCCUAGAGAUUUUUAUGAUAAACAUUAUCUCUGCCGCAUAGAGAUCUUAAUGAUAAACAUGAUCUCUACACCUAGUAAUGUUCAUGAUAAGCAUUAUCUUUGCCGCCUAGAGAUCUUCAUGAUAAGCGUUAUCUCUGCCGCCUAGAGAUCUUCAUGAUAAGCAUUAUCUCUGCCGCCUAGAGAUCUUCAUGAUAUACAUUAUCUCUGCCGCCUAGAGA